GGGUCUGUGGGGACGGGGCAGGGCGGUCACUGCGGGGAACCGACUCCAGGUGACGCUUGUCCCCGUCCCGCAGCGGCCCCCAUGUUCCGCUCACGCCGCGCCGCGCUGGUGAGGCGGCUGUGGCGGCAGCGCUGCGCGGCCGCCGGCCCCGAGGACGGCCCCGGUGCGCUCAAACCGGCGGCUCAUGCCCUGUUCAAGAAGCUGAAGGAUGAGGAGCUGGAGCUGCUGGUGCAGGCGGUGGAGAGCCGGGGGGCCUGCGAGUCCGGCUGCGUGUGGGCGCCGCGGGGGGAGUCUCGGGGGGGGGUGAAGCAGGCACUGCCCCCCCAGGUCCUGCUCUGCCGCCUCUACCGCUGGCCCGACCUGCGGCAGCCCCAUGAGCUCAAGCACCUCUGCUACUGCGCCGGGGGCCGGGGGGGCUGCGGGGACGCGGCCGCGCUCUGCUGCAACCCGCAUCACUUCAGCCGCUUGGCUGUGCCCGAGACCCCGCCGCCCCCCUACUCGAAGGUGUCCUGUUGUCCCUCCUGGCCGGAUGAGACGCCGUUCCCCGGCACCCAGCUCCUGGAGUUCAGCUACGAUGACACCAGCCUCUCACGGAGCACUAUUAAGGACGGCUGCUGGUGCAAGCUGGCUUACUGGGAGCACCGUACGCGCGUGGGGCGCCUCUACGCCGUGCACGAGGCUUCGGUGAACGUGUUCUGCGAGCUGCCGCGGGGCAGCGGCUUCUGCCUGGGGCAGUUACCGGCCGCUCACCGCAGCCGGGCCGUGCGGCGGGCGCGGGGCAAGAUCGGCCGGGGGCUGCUGCUGAGCCGGGAGCCAGGGGGCGUGUGGGCCUACAACCGCAGCGAGCACCCCAUCUUCGUCAGCUCGCCUACCCUGGGUCCCCCUGGCGCCCGCGGGCUCCCCGUCCUCAAGGUGCUGCCCGGUUACUCGGCCAAGGUGUUCGACUACGAGCGCGUGGGGGGGGGCGGGGGCCGGCGGGUCCCUGGGGAGGGCCCCUGUGACCCCCACAGCGUCCGCAUCAGCUUUGCCAAGGGCUGGGGGCCCUGCUACUCCCGGCAGUUCAUCACCUCCUGCCCCUGCUGGCUCGAGGUCCUGCUGAACCGGCCACGCUGAGGGGCUGCAGUGGGCGGUGGGCUGCCAGGGAGACCCCCCGAAAGCGGUUUGCAAAGGGGGACAUGAGCUGGGGCCCCCCCACUG
This is a messenger RNA of Pezoporus flaviventris, 1197 nucleotides long. RefSeq names its product mothers against decapentaplegic homolog 6-like. Gene Ontology annotation, biological process: anatomical structure morphogenesis; SMAD protein signal transduction; transforming growth factor beta receptor signaling pathway. The record is from RefSeq and is a predicted model, not a curated record. Gene Ontology annotation, cellular component: heteromeric SMAD protein complex. The transcript has 3 exons. Lineage: Eukaryota; Metazoa; Chordata; Aves; Psittaciformes; Psittacidae. Bases 82 to 1113 code for a protein of 343 amino acids. Gene Ontology annotation, molecular function: I-SMAD binding; transcription regulator inhibitor activity.